Molecule: messenger RNA, 960 nt
Organism: Hyalella azteca
Lineage: Eukaryota; Metazoa; Arthropoda; Malacostraca; Amphipoda; Hyalellidae
Product: von Willebrand factor A domain-containing protein 7
Source: RefSeq, a predicted model, not a curated record
GACAGUGUGAACUACCGCGGGGGCAGCUACAGCCUGGACAUGACGCUGGAGGAGGCCUACAGGGCAUAUAACCAAUAUGAAUAUGGCUAUGGGAAUUCACACCCGUCUACCAAGCGUCUCCAGCGUGCCCUGCAGGACAUCGCUGACGCUGCUGCUGAAACCCACGAGGGAGGCAUGGGCACCCAGCCUAUGUACCACUUCAACAACGAGCAGUUCGAGACGUCGCACGCGGUGCUGCAGGCGCGGUGGGGGCGGCUGGUCGGGGCGUUGAAGUCCUUCGACGUGACAGCAACGAGGUACCUGCUGGGGACGUCCCUUGCCGCCCUACAGGAUUUCUACGCCCACUCCAACUGGAUAGAGCUGGGUCACGACUCCAUCCUUGAAGACUUAGGACUUCCAGGGGGAACCUUGCCAGAAGUUGCCCGCUUCGACGAGGAGACCUGCACCCCCUGCCAUCCUACCGGGACUGACUGUAGCGGUGGCCUGACAGACACUGUGCUGACAUCAGGCAUACUGACAUCAGACUACCUAGCAGCCAUGGAAACUAUACCACUGUCAGGCAAAUGUCAGCUGCCACCUCGCCAGGUGGGACGGACUCAAAGAGUGGAGGAAGGCAUCAGCAAAGACCUGCCGUCAGCCUGCUUCAGUCCCCGUCCCGACCUGCACGACAGAGCUGCAACACUCGCUGCGCAGGCCACCUCGCACUACCUCAACGAGCUCAGACGUGCAGUGGGCAACCAGCUGUUCAGCCAUCUUCUGUCUCUGCACUGGAGACCACCUGUGGCCAUUGUCACAGAUAGCGGAAUUAAUUUACCCUUAACCACCUGGAGCAACCCAGUCGAUAAGCAACCCUCGUACUCAACUAGCUACCGUCUCGAGCCUGAGGAGUACAUCUUCGUGAUGUAUUCCAAUACUCUGAGAGGAGCAACGGGAGUGUUCCUGUCUCUUAUACACAUCUAG